AUGUCGGCAUCCUUAGAUUCAUCCUUGGAUCCUAUGGAAGAAAUUAGGUAUCGUAAGAAACAUGGCUCAAUGUGGGCAGAAAUCCAAAAAGAUACACAUUUUACAUUUGACGAGCUGGAACAGAUUAUGGUAAUUUUCUUUAAAAUACAGAAGAGAGACGAGAAGCCGGUUGCAUCGGAUUUAAUAUCAAGAGCUCACUUCAGAGACGUACUUCACACCGGUCUGGGAAUGACAGACUCGUACAUGAUGGAACGAGUGAUGGUGGCUUUAGACCGAGGCACGUCGCCGUAUGUCACAAUGGCGACAUUUGCGAAGGCAAUGUCGCUAUAUCUUCGUGGCAGUUUGGAGGAACGUAUUAACUAUGCAUUUACAUGUUAUGAUUUGCUUAGCGAAGGCUACUUGCGACGAGAAACUAUGUACCAAUUAAUGAAAAAGAGUUUAGCGAAGUCUUCUCGAGAUGAUGACGUUGAAGAAGCAGUGAAGGAGCUGGUGGAUAUAAUGCUGAAGAGAAUGGAUAUAGAUCUGGAUGGAGUGAUAAAUUUCAACGAUUUCCGUGAAUCGGUUUUAAAAACUCCUUCGUUGCUGGAGAGUCUCGGAUACUGUCUACCAGAAAGACCGGCCGUUUAUUCUUUCAUUGCUACGUGGUGCCCGACGUGGAAAUCAAUGUGA
Messenger RNA from Parnassius mnemosyne (clouded apollo), 669 nucleotides. The record is from the annotation of a GenBank genome assembly. Lineage: Eukaryota; Metazoa; Arthropoda; Insecta; Lepidoptera; Papilionidae.